Westerdykella ornata is the source of this 1051-nucleotide messenger RNA. Its product is annotated as DUF962-domain-containing protein. Gene Ontology annotation, cellular component: endoplasmic reticulum. The transcript is spliced from 4 exons. The coding region runs from base 175 to 771 and encodes 198 amino acids. The record is from RefSeq and is a predicted model, not a curated record. Gene Ontology annotation, biological process: sphingoid catabolic process. NCBI's taxonomy places the organism in Eukaryota, Fungi, Ascomycota, Dothideomycetes, Pleosporales, Sporormiaceae.
CCUCGUGCAUACCAACAAGUCCCAAUCUGCUGGCCGUUGGAACCUUGGAAGUUCCAGAUCGGUAGUUCACCGGAUCCAGCAUCUUCUGUUUCAGCUCCUCUAAAAGAUAUGCCUGCGAUGCUCGCCUAGUUUUCCCAUCCUUCGAUAAUUCCCUCGAAUCACUGCACAGGCGCCAUGUCCCUCAACUUGGAAAAGCAACUACGCUUCUAUGGAGCAUACCACCAUAAUCCUGUGAAUGUCACCAUACACAUCAUCUGUGUGCCAGUCAUCCUUGUGACUGCGUUACUGCUAUUGACGAACACACCUGCAAUUCCCUUGCCAGCCUGGUUAUCGGUUCCGAACCUUCCCCUCAAUGUUGGCACCAUUGGAGCCUUGCUAUACUCAACGCUAUACGUUUUGAUGGAACCAGUGGCCGGAGGGCUGCUUGCUCCGCUUCUCCUUGCCGCAACCGCGUACAGUAAUCACCUUACCUCGACAUAUGGGUCCUCGGCCAAUACUUGGGCGGCCGCACUACACGUUGUAUGCUGGAUCGCGCAGUUCAUCGGUCAUGGGAAGUUCGAAGGAAGGGCCCCGGCUCUUUUGGAUAACCUGGUACAGGCACUUUUCCUGGCGCCGUUUUUUGUGUGGUUCGAGAUACUAUUUUCACUAGGCUAUCGCCCGGAGCUCAAACGCAGAGUCGAUAAGGCUGUUGAAGAGCAGAUCCAGAAAUUCAAGGAAGAGAAGAGCAAGAAGCCUGGUAGCGGGGCUGCAAGCGGGGCUAAAGCGUCGUAGGAUGCUCCCGCUGCCGAUUGAUCCGGAUGGAGAACGAAUUGCAAGAGUCGGAUCAUAACGUGUACUUCUGGAUUGGUUCCUAUAUACCGACUUUCGAUGAGUUUAUGGAGCUAUGGCACGUAAGAGCGAGCAGAUUCAUUGUGGUAAGGGGGAUCAGAUACAACCGGAUUCGUUGUUCAAUGGAGUUAUAGCUCUGCCGAGGCUGAGCAAGGGUAGAGUGAUGAAGGGAAACAUGAGCUCACUUGCAAUAUCCUGUUCAAUAUUCUUCGUGAAAACGCUG